Messenger RNA from Hemibagrus wyckioides, 795 nucleotides. RefSeq names its product mitochondrial ribosomal protein S18A (gene mrps18a). Gene Ontology annotation, biological process: mitochondrial translation. Lineage: Eukaryota; Metazoa; Chordata; Actinopteri; Siluriformes; Bagridae. The transcript is spliced from 6 exons. Gene Ontology annotation, molecular function: small ribosomal subunit rRNA binding; structural constituent of ribosome. Gene Ontology annotation, cellular component: ribosome; mitochondrial small ribosomal subunit. The record is from RefSeq and is a predicted model, not a curated record. Bases 39 to 665 code for a protein of 208 amino acids.
AUUUGCGCAGCAACCAGGAAGAGAAGGUCGUGAGCAACAUGGCGGCGCUCUGUGUGUUAAAGUCUGUAAGGACAGCGCUCACUGCCGUGCACUGCGCUGUCAACAACACUUUAACACCGCGGUUAUUAAAUGGACCCCAGCUGUCGUUUUUUGGCUGCACGUCGAGUCGUGGUAUCCGGCAAGUUGUGGAAAAGCAAGAGGGGAAAACUACAGUGAUUGAGGGUUUAACAGUGACGACACCCGAGAGCCCGCAACCUCCGAAUCCAACUGCAAAGUGUCCAAUUUACCGCUGGAACCUUCAGAACAAGUACACGUACACAGAUGUUUUAUUACUGAGUCAGUUCAUUCGUUCUGAUGGAGGGAUGCUGCCGAGACGCAUCACUGGCCUCUGUGCUCAGGAACACCGUAAGGUGUUGGUGUGUGUGCAGAUGGCCCAUCGUGCGGGUCUCCUGCCAGACCACAGACCACGUCUUCCUGAAGGCCACGUACCAAAGCCCAAAUCUAACCCACCACUCAACAGGUACCUGACUCGUUACUCUGUGAAAUCGGUGAAGCCCAUCUAUAGGAAAGGAAUGAAGUGGUGUAAGAAUCGUAUGCCUGUGGGACAUCCGGCCCUCAAGGACAACAUCAGAUACAGCCCUAAGCCGCUCUACACAAAGCACUGACGCAUUUUCAGACACAACAAUGAAGGCGUCAGUGUAAGCAGGACAGCUGGAACCUACAGAGAUCUGCACAGUGAUGAUGACUUUUUUUCAUGGCCACGACAUGCUGCUUUUGAUGCUCUGUGACCUGUUU